Molecule: messenger RNA, 2024 nt
Organism: Rhopalosiphum maidis (corn leaf aphid)
Lineage: Eukaryota; Metazoa; Arthropoda; Insecta; Hemiptera; Aphididae
Product: mitoferrin-1-like
Exons: 6
Coding region: 582-1625 (347 amino acids)
Biological process (GO): iron import into the mitochondrion
Cellular component (GO): mitochondrial membrane
Molecular function (GO): ferrous iron transmembrane transporter activity
Source: RefSeq, a predicted model, not a curated record
CGCCGGUCAUUGUCGGGUUAUAAGUGUACACAAUACACAUUAUAUCGUAAACUGUCAAUUUUUUUUUUAAAAUUUUUUUUUUUAGUCUCAUCCGUGUCGUCCGUCCGUCGUGUUAUUCGCUUGUAUUUUUUUUUUUUAUUUACACUUAAAUUUUAAUCAUGUAACAAUUUCUCGGCUGAUUAAAUAUAAUAUAAUAUUAUAAUGUUAUUUACGUUCAACGGAAUCUCUAUCGAUCAUAUUAUUAUUACGAAGACGUACAGUUAUGUACACAAUACAUGCUACGAUUUUCUGGCCAUUUCUACAUUGUACAAUUAUUGAACUCGAAGGUGCGCCUUGACAUUAUUUUGUGUAGACUUCACAACUUUCGUUCUGAAAGGUGAUACCACAUUUUGGGAACCCGUUAUAAUCAAUCGCCGCAACUGCAUUACUAACUUCAAGUUCAUGGCACAUAACACCAUCCUCGGGGCAAAAAUAUUCGAGCGACUUCACUUUCACUAAACCAAGUUUUACAAGUAGUUCGGCAGUUCGCCUAUUCAGAAAUAAAUAUAAUUAUUUAUUAGUUCAUAAUUAAUUAAUUUAUUAUGAGUUUUGAUGAAUAUGAGACCAUACCAUCAUCUAAUGUGACUGAUCACAUGAUGGCUGGUGCCAUUGCAGGAAUUAUGGAACAUUGUGUUAUGUAUCCUUUGGAUUCUGUAAAGACUCGGCUGCAGGCAUUCAUGCCAUCUGGAAAUGUAGGAAAUCGAGGAAUUGGAACUGUUCUUUUUAAUAUGAUAAAGCAUGAAGGAUAUUUAAGACCAAUGCGUGGGAUGGGAACAGUAAUUAUAGGUGCUGGUCCUGCCCAUGCUCUCUAUUUUGCAUCUUAUGAACAUUUGAAGCAAAAAAUUUCUCAUCAAACACCUUUAAAUAUGACAGUUUCCUCAGGUGUAGCUGGAUGUGUUUCAACUAUUAUACAUGAUGCAAUUAUGACUCCAACAGAUGUUGUUAAACAACGUUUGCAAAUGUCAAACUCACCAUACAAUGGUAUUUUAAAUUGUGUGAGUUCUAUUUGGCGAACUGAAGGAUUAGGAGCAUUUUAUCGUUCGUAUAUGGUACAAUUGUUCAUGAAUGCACCAUUUCAAAUUGUUCAUUUCAUGACAUAUGAGUAUUGUCAACAUUUUUUGAAUCCAGAUAGGAUAUACAAUCCUUUAUAUCAUAUGAUAUCAGGCGGUGUCGCUGGUGGGCUUGCAGCUGCUAUAACAACACCAUUAGAUGUAUGCAAGACUUUGUUAAAUACUCAAACCACAAAUGUGAGAGUUGAAGGUUUAUUCCGUGCAGUCACAACUGUAUAUACCUUAGGUGGCCCUGGAGGAUUUUUUAGAGGUAUGGUUGCUCGUGUCUUGUACCAAAUGCCGUCAACAGCUAUAUCCUGGACUACUUAUGAAUUUUUCAAAUUUGUACUAAUGAAGAAAUCAAACAUUUCUGAUGAUCGACCUCCUCCUCCUCCUCCUCCAAUAAAUUCAGCAUUGAUUAAUGAAAAAAUUACAAAAACAACUAGUGUUCGAUGUGAUUUGCCUGUAGCCUCAAGAUCACGUAUAUAUAGUCAUUAUACAGUUAGAGAUGAUGGGUCUAAAGGUCAGCAAUUUUAGUUAUGAAUUUAAGGAAGUUAUUUCAAUUACAAGUUGUGCAUUUUGCUGUUUUGAUUUUAAUGUAUUAGUAAGAAGUGUUUCUAUUCAAAAGAUCACUACUAACUUCUUGUAAUUGUGGUUUUGAUAGUCCCAAAUCCUAAGACGAUUUUUGUGUAGUCUUUUAUUAUGUUAAUUUAGUUGAAUGUAAUACUAACUACUUUCUAAGGUAUGAUUUAAAUAGUUAUUAGUUGUUUUACAGUGUUUAUAACAAUAUUAUAGGAUCUUGUGUUUUACUAUCCAAGAAUAUGAGUUAUUACUGAUUAAAAUACUUCACUUUACAAUACAAGACAUACCCAUCUUAAAAUUUAUAGACUUGUAAUUUAACAAGUCUAUUUAUGUUUUUUAAAUAUAAAAACAAGU